Molecule: messenger RNA, 336 nt
Organism: Emiliania huxleyi CCMP1516
Lineage: Eukaryota; Haptophyta; Isochrysidales; Noelaerhabdaceae
Exons: 2
Coding region: 1-336 (111 amino acids)
Source: RefSeq, a predicted model, not a curated record
AUGCUCUGGGGGAGAAGUUUGGCGUUGACAACGCCCGUCAACAGUCAAAAACCGUCGAUUGUACGCGCUUGCAAAUUGAUUCCAGGCAAGCGGAUGUUCUCCAAAAUCUUGGGCGAGUCCACUCUCAUGCUGGCUGGCUGCGCUGGCGCGAUCGCGAUCCAGGCACAGCUCCUGUCGAAGGCCAAGGACAAGCCUGAGUGCGCAGCGGCUGAAGCCGCGAGGCAGUUCGAGAUGCCCUCCGACGCCGAGAUCGCCGCGAUGGCCAACGCAGCUCUGUCCUUUGAGAGGACCCGCCAGCGUGGGGAGCGGCCAGCGCUCGUGCCAGCGUGCGACUGA